Messenger RNA from Pocillopora damicornis (cauliflower coral), 2967 nucleotides. Its product is annotated as galanin receptor type 1-like. Gene Ontology annotation, cellular component: plasma membrane. NCBI's taxonomy places the organism in Eukaryota, Metazoa, Cnidaria, Anthozoa, Scleractinia, Pocilloporidae. Gene Ontology annotation, biological process: G protein-coupled receptor signaling pathway. Gene Ontology annotation, molecular function: G protein-coupled receptor activity. The record is from RefSeq and is a predicted model, not a curated record.
GCAAGACUUUGACGAUUUGAAAGAAAAAUUAAACAGAACUUUAUCAAAUAGCACUAAACGUCAUCUUUACACCAUAAAGGGCGGAUAAAUGACGCCAAAUAUUUCCUGCACGGUUAUUUGAGUCACCCGCCUGUUAUUGUGAAAUGAUAAACUUUCUAACGCACACAGUUAAUUGUUAAAUCGCGCGCGCGCAUUCGUAAAGGCGAAACAUUAGACACGCAUCGAAUCGUGACCCUGCACUUCAGAGGUUUGGCCGAUCACAGCGACGUAAACUCGCUAAAAGCUGCUUCGAUCGUCAGUUGAGUCAAAUGGAACCCUUCUGUGCCACCAACUAUUAAGUUCUAACAGUGAAGAAAUUAUAAGUUCACAGUACGUUGGUAGAAGUGUCUUACAGCUUAAAAUGAAUGACAGCGAGGCAGUCUCAGCUGAACCCAAUGGAAGUGCUACCACUUUGUUGCCACGUGAUGUUCUGGGAGAAUCACAAGCCUUUAAUAUUACAAAGAUAUUCUUCUAUUUCAUUAUCCUGUCCGCGAGCACUUUUGGUAACAGCAUGCUCGCUCAUAUCAUCAUUCACACGAGAAAGAUGCAAACCGCAAGCAACUUCCUGAUCUUAAACUUGGCCCUCUGUGAUGUAGUAACGCCUUUGAUAAGCAUCGUGUUUGAUUUUAUCCUGGAAGAAAAUAAUUACGAGUGGAUCUAUGGUGAGGCCAUGUGUACAAUACUUUGGCCUACACAAACUUACUUUACUUGCGCGUCUUCGUUAACCCUUGCUGCAAUUUCGCUGGAUCGCUACAGAAUAAUUCUUCAUCCUUUCAAGAUCAGGCUCUCGAGCAAACAGAUAAGUUUGCUAAUUUUUCUGGUACAUAUAUGCUCGCUGGUCGCGGUCAUCCCUUACGGUUAUUUCCUCGUGCUGAGAGAUGGUUCUUGUGGGGAAAACUGGCCCAAAUUUUCCUACAGACAGGCUUACACACUAUUUUUGUUCCUAAUUCAGUACGCAUUGCCGCUUGUAAUAAUGAUAUUUAUGUAUACAAUGGCUGUCCGAGCGCUUUGUCAAACUUCGAAGAGAACACGCGACAAGUCAAUACGUGCAAGAACUCCGCAAUUUAUUGUCAAGAAACUUAAAUUUGAGGCCAAACAGCAAGAAAUACAACGUGGACUAUCCAAAACCCAUUACACAUUUAUCAGACGACUUAGCAAGCUCAAGACACGGGACAUUUGGAAGACUCCUAAUGCCAGAGCCACAAAAAUGUUCAUAGUCAUUGUGACUGUCUUUGCAAUAUUUAUGUUCCCUAAUCAAAUUGUGUGGAUGUGGGCAGAUUUCGGCGGAGGGAUAAAUCAUCCAAACUUCAGCAAACUUUCCAUCAUAUGCUGGUUGUUUACAUACACCAACAGCGUCGUAAAUCCGGUCAUUUUUGGUCUGUUUAGCAAAGACUUUCGCAAAGGUUUUAGGAGGAUUUUUCGGAGCCUGCUGCGCUGCGAGAGAUUAAUCGGCAAAGAGGAUCUUGUAAGAUCACGACGUCAAAGUACUAGCAAAACUCGUUCAGAAACUACGGAAUCACAUGGAAUGGAUUACGGAUCGUGUACAAAGGAAAGCAACUUGUCCUGUCUUAUUCAAGAUGAACAAAAGACACCCAUGUUGGAAAGAAAAACUUAUCACCAGUUUAAUGAAAUGUCCCCACCUUCACCUCAACCAAAUUUCGCUUCGAACAGAACCGCGAUAGAAUCUUUCGGCAAGCAAACGUUAUCGAGCCCGCCAAGGGCUUUUGAACUUGGAGAUGCGGCAGCUUGUCACUUUAAUGGCCCUCUAAGAGAAAAUUCUGUUGAACAAUGGCAUACUUUGUCUACUUCAGACUCUCACAUUUUGACCGAUGCGCUGAACAGUUCGCCGGAAACUAACUGUUAGCGGCCCACCGCAAGAUUGAUGAACACUAGAAGGGGUCAGACUUGUUCAUCACGAGGUUAUAUGUGAAUUCCGAUGAGAUUUCCUAUCGGCAUUGUAGAAUCGCCAUUGGACGUAUAAUUCACGCUGUGUUGAUUUCAAAAGAGUUCUUAAUGGAGCAAUGCAGUUUUAUGCUCAAAGUUUUCUGAUAACGAAGUAGCUUUGCACAUCAGAUUAUAAUCCAACACUCUAUUCGACCGUCGCCUUAUUGCUGUUCUGAAUCGUCAAGUGUUGCCCAACUGCAAUAUCAGAGAGGAAAAAAGGCUCUCUACUUUACUCUUAUAACUCAUCUGUAGCUCAUAAAGAAAUCACGCAAAGCAAAAGUACGAAAUCUAGGAGUACUCCCGCGAAGAAGCUUGAAAACGGUGGCUAUCAUUAUAUUGCCAAGGCAAGCAUUCUUUGGUAGGAACGUUUCUUGAGUAACACCAAAUGGCGUCAUUUCUUCAAAUUUUUUAUAAUAAUCUUCGUGUUCUUGGUUUUAAUCCAAAAAUUUUGGUUUAUUUUCCCUUUUAGGAUUUCCACCCUCCCACGUUUUUCUUUAAUACAGCUUUUCAUUAUUAUCUCAUUUGACGAGAGUUAACUUACAAAUUCCGGAAAAGUGGUAGGAAGUUGGCUUGUCUUUGUAACCAUAAAUACACUUUCUAUAAUUUAUUUUCAGUCUUGAGAAGCAGUCUUGCUCUCCAAAACAGCAAAUCUAAGAAAUUUCGAAUCAAAACGCAACGCAAGGCUUUUAAAGAGCAAAUCCUUGUAUGCCUCAGGCAAUGCAACGCGACCCGCCGUACAGCAAAAUUUCUUAAUCAACGACUUCUUUGUUGCACAAAUGCAUAUCAUUCCCAAAAUAUAUCAUAUGUUUGUCGACGUCUUUGUUAGUCAAGUGUCUCGAUGAGAAAGCGUUAGUCAUGGUCCAGCAUCAUCAUCAGGCAAUACCGUCAGUAUGAAAUGAUUGGAAAUAUCCAAUAAAAAGGAGGCGUGGGAAGAUUAGAUCUUAAGAUUCAAUAAAAUUGUGAAAGAUGCGCUUGGAAAAAAUU